Molecule: messenger RNA, 1209 nt
Organism: Podarcis muralis (Common wall lizard)
Lineage: Eukaryota; Metazoa; Chordata; Lepidosauria; Squamata; Lacertidae
Source: RefSeq, a predicted model, not a curated record
CGCGCCAGCUCCGCCCGAACCCGGAAGUGCGUCUCCCUCUGUGGGCUGAGCGGCGGCGGGGCGGCUCUGCGGAUAGCGGGUCUCCCCGUCCCUCAGCCGCGCCUGCGGUGAGCGGCCAUGGCGGCGGCUGCCGAGCUGCAAGGGAAGUACCAGAAGCUGGCUCAGGAGUAUUCCAAGCUUCGAGCUCAGAACCAUGUACUGAAAAAGGGUGUGGUGGAUGAGCAAGCAAAUUCAGCAUCACUGAAGGAACAACUGAAAAUGAAGGACCAGUCACUCAGAAAGCUGCAGCAGGAAAUGGACAGUCUGACCUUUCGAAACCAACAGCUGGCAAAGAGGGUAGAGCUGCUUCAGGAUGAACUUGUCCUAAGUGAAUCUAAAGGCAAGAAGAACAAGAAGACCGGCGAACCUGCAUCCCAGUUAAGCCAAGAACAGAAAAACGUAUUUGAUGAAGACCUUCAGAAGAAAAUAGAAGAGAACGAGCGGCUGCAUAUUCAGUUCUUUGAAGCCAAUGAGAAACACAAUCUUUUGGAAACUGAGCUGAGGAGCAAGCUGGAGGUCUUGGAGAUGGAGGCAGCGCAGCACCAAGCCGUGGUGGAUGGCCUCACUCGGAAGUACAUGGACACAAUAGAGAAAUUGCAAAGCGAUAAAGCCAAGUUAGAAAUCAAAUCUCAAACACUAGAGAGAGAGGCUAAGGACUGCAGGGUUCGAACAGAAGAAUGCCAGCAGCAGUUAAAGCACCUUCAUGCGGACUUGAGCAGCAGAUUGGGGGAGUCCUUGAACAUCAUCAGUGAAAAAGUUCCUUUCAAUGAUACCAGGUCUAGCCAGUAUAAUGCUUUGAAUGUGCCAUUACACAGUAGAAGGCGGCAGUUGAAGCUGCGUGACCUUGCUGGCCAAGCGCUGGCCUUUGUGCAAGACCUGGUGACGGCCCUUCUGAAUUUCCAUACCUACACGGAACAGCGAGUCCAGAUUUUCCCUGUUGAUUCUGCCACAGAUACAAUAUCGCCAUUAAAUCAGAAGUUUUCACAGUACCUUCAUGAAAACGCAUCCUACAUUCGCCCCCUGGAAGAAGGAAUGCUACACUUGUUUGAGAGCAUCACUGAGGACACUGUCACAGUUCUGGUAAUAUGGUUGUCUUUGUUGUCACAUUCCGUGUCUGAGACAGGUUGCUACUAAAUACCUGAGAGACAUUUUCUUCUUUUCUCUUCAAAG